AAUGCUUCAAGAAAAUAUUGCUUAUCAUGAUUUAGCUUCAUUUAUGGCAUUUGCUUCAGAAUCUGUUAAUGAUUUAAAUAAACAUCUAAAAAAGGAAGGUGAAUGUAUAAAUUCUCGAAAUUUUCGUCCAACUUUAGUAAUAUCUGGUUUGCCUCCAUAUGAUGAGGAUAGUUGGUUACGUGUUAAGGCUGGAGAUGCAGAAUUUAUUUGUUAUAAACCUUGUACUCGAUAUAGACUUGCCCCUGGAAAAUUAUACGAGAUAUAUAAGGAAAGUCCAAUAUUUGGUGUUAAUAUGACUAUUGUUAAACCUGGACGUGUUCGUAUUGGAGAUCCUGUAUUUAUUCAAUAUAAGCCUACACCUUUUUAAAUUGUAGAAGAAGGAAAUAUUUAAAAAAUAAAUAUUUAAAUAAAAUUUAAUAAAAAUAUU
This is a messenger RNA of Meloidogyne enterolobii, 427 nucleotides long. Lineage: Eukaryota; Metazoa; Nematoda; Chromadorea; Rhabditida; Meloidogynidae. The record is from the annotation of a GenBank genome assembly.